Messenger RNA from Aspergillus ochraceoroseus IBT 24754, 3006 nucleotides. Its product is annotated as ssDNA endodeoxyribonuclease RAD1. The transcript is spliced from 7 exons. NCBI's taxonomy places the organism in Eukaryota, Fungi, Ascomycota, Eurotiomycetes, Eurotiales, Aspergillaceae. Bases 1 to 3006 code for a protein of 1001 amino acids. Gene Ontology annotation, cellular component: nucleotide-excision repair factor 1 complex. Gene Ontology annotation, biological process: resolution of meiotic recombination intermediates; double-strand break repair via homologous recombination; nucleotide-excision repair involved in interstrand cross-link repair. The record is from RefSeq and is a predicted model, not a curated record. Gene Ontology annotation, molecular function: damaged DNA binding; single-stranded DNA binding; single-stranded DNA endonuclease activity.
AUGCCGCCUGAACGCCCAAAUGCACCGGUGAAGCUGUCCCUGCCUUUGCAAUACCAGCAGGACAUCUUCACCGAACUCCGCUCAGAGGAUGAGUUGGUCAUCCUUGCCCGCGGCCUUGGGCUCCUCCGUUUGAUAACGAACCUACUGCACUUUUACGAUGCUGCUGGAAAUAAUCUAGUUUUACUAGUCGGGGCCAAUGACCGGGAAAACGAAUGGAUCGGGGAAGCACUGGCGGAGCAUUAUGCUAUCAGCAAGUCUCCCCUUGCCCGGGGACUCAAGGUCAUUAACACUGAGAGGGCCACGGUGCCAGUGAGAGAGAAAAUAUAUGCCGAAGGUGGCAUCCUGAGCGUCACGUCUCGAAUACUCGUGGUGGACUUGCUGUCAAAGCUGCUCGAUCCUGAAAAGAUUACUGGACUGGUUGUACUCCAUGCCGACAGGAUUGUUACGACCUCAACCGAAGCAUUCAUUAUUCGGAUUUAUCGACAUGCCAACAAAAAUGGCUUCUUAAAGGCCUUUUCGGAUUCUCCAGAGCCAUUCGCUACAGGCUUUGCUCCCUUGGCUACUUCGCUAAGGAACUUGUUCCUGCGGAAAGCAUCGUUAUGGCCACGAUUUCACGUUACCGUUGCCGAAGCCCUAGAAGGCCAUAGGAAAGCGGAAGUCAUUGAGCUGGAGAUUCCUAUGAGUGACAAGAUGCGUGAAAUACAAAACGCUGUACUCGAGUGUGUGGAGCUCUGUAUCGGAGAGCUCAAGAAGGCCAACACAGGCCUGGAUAUGACAGAUUGGACUCUGGACAGUGCGUUGCACAGGAGCUUUGACAUUGCGAUCAGGCGCCAACUUGAUCCAAUGUGGCAUCGUGUAAGUUUCAGGACUAGGCAAAUUGUCAGCGACCUCAGUGAUCUUAGGGCGAUUUUGCAGUAUGUUGAAGCCCAACCCUCUAAACCUUCUGAGUUUCCCUUACCAAUAAUCAUCAGUGCCCUACUUACUUACGACGCUGUCUCCUUCGUCAAAUAUCUUGAUACUAUAGUCACUGCAAACUCCCCACCCCCUGGGUCUACGAGGCAUAACUAUUCGCCAUGGCUUUUCUUAGAUGCGGCUCAUGUCCUCUUUCAGACUGCAAAGUCGAGAGUGUAUGAAGGGAAAAUAACCAAUGAUUUGGCUCGCUCAUCCUUGACCUCAUUGCCUACCACUCUUCGGCCUGUACUGGAGGAACAACCGAAAUGGGAUGUUUUGGCCGAUAUACUUGAGGAAAUUGAAACGGAUGCAUAUUUCAACCCUGUCAGUGCAGAUGAGUCAAACAGUACGGUACUGAUCAUGUGCUCCGAUCAACGAGUCUGCCGGCAGAUUCGCGAGUAUCUGGGAACGAUGCACACCCGAUUAGAAAACGAGAGACCGGAAAACGCGGACAGCGAUGAAUCUAGUCAAGAAAAGGCACGCUCGGCGAAUGUGAUGCUGCGCAGACGACUCAGGGAGUAUAUUGGUUGGAAAAGCUCCUUGUCCAACGUCAAUAAGAAUCUAUCCACAAAGUCGCCGAACGGAGAACCCCUGGCCGCAAAGGGCCAGGAUUCACCCCGACCUUCAGCCCAACAAGGCAGACCACCUCCUAACAAACGGCGCCGGGUCCGCGGUGGGGGUACGGGCGCUGUGACUCCUACUCCUGGACGUGCACCAAAUACCAGUGUACAGAUGGAUGUUGAAGCUUCAGAUCAGAUGUCCAGUCUUUUGAACGAGAUCCAGCCCACAGAGGCUGAGGAGACCCAAAAGGAGGAGAUCGUUAUCGAUGACUUUGAGGAUAUGGAUGAAUUUUACGAGCUAUAUGAUAUGGAUGACUUGGUGAUGGUCCACCCCUACGAUGGUGACAUGGAUGAGCAUAUCCUCGAGGAAGUACGGCCACGGUAUAUCAUAAUGUACGAACCCGAUUCCGCAUUCAUUCGGCGAGUUGAAGUAUACCGCAGCUCUCAUAUUGGAAGGAAUGUACGGGUGUACUUUAUGUAUUAUGGAGGAUCCGUAGAGGAGCAACGUUAUCUGAGUGCAGUGCGACGAGAGAAAGAUUCGUUUACCAAGCUCAUCAAAGAGAAAAGCACUAUGGCCGUCACCAUCACACACGACAGAAGCCUCGAAGACCCCCAAGAGCAGUUCCUUCGAACAGUGAACACGCGAAUCGCCGGAGGCGGCCGACUGACAGCCACAGCAUCACCCCCUCGAGUUGUUGUAGACGUCCGAGAGUUCAGAAGUGCUCUCCCCUCCCUCCUACACGGGAACAACAUGAUCAUCGUCCCCUGCCAACUCACAGUAGGCGACUAUAUCCUUACCCCGGACAUCUGUGUCGAACGCAAGUCUGUGCGAGAUUUGAUCGCCUCCCUCCGAAACGGCCGUCUCUACAACCAAGCAGAGACCAUGCUCCAACACUAUAAAACCCCGCUCCUCCUAAUCGAAUUCGACGAACACAAAUCCUUCACCUUCGACGCCUUCACCUCCGCCACAACCCCCGGCACCGCCUUUCUCACAGACUACAGCUUUUCCUCCUCAGGCACAGUCACUACCUCCGUAUCCUCCAGCAGCUCCCUCGUGAACCCCUCUAGCCCCAAAUCCGCCCAACACCUGCUCGUCCUCCUCACGCUCGCCUUCCCCCGCCUAAAGGUCAUCUGGUCAUCCUCUCCCUACCAAACCGCCGAGAUCUUCGCCGAGCUCAAGAAAAGCAAUCCCGAGCCGGACCCCGUGCGCGCGGUGCAGAUCGGCCUCGAUAUGGAUAUCUCCGCGUCUGCCGGCGCCGAUGAUAUCAUGACUGCGGCUGGAGUCGAGCAUAGGGUCUUCAAUCUCCUGCCGCAGGAUAUGUUACGUGCUGUUCCCGGGGUGACGCCUCAGGUGCUCCAGCGGCUGAUUGGCGAGAUUGGGAAUAUCUCCGAGCUUGCGAAUAUGGACAUUGACCAGCUGAAUCCGCUUGUUGGCAUCGAGACGGCUCGGAAGAUCGUGGGGUUCUUCCGAAAGAGUGUGUUUGAUCAAGGUUAA